Messenger RNA from Yamadazyma tenuis ATCC 10573, 2007 nucleotides. It is a transcript of the gene FGR47, whose product is annotated as Fgr47p. NCBI's taxonomy places the organism in Eukaryota, Fungi, Ascomycota, Pichiomycetes, Serinales, Debaryomycetaceae. The record is from RefSeq and is a predicted model, not a curated record.
AUGGACUUGAAACGACCACUUCCUGCUGCUGACGAUACAUUUGCAAAAAACCUCCUUGAAAACCCCCUGAAGCGCCAGAGGUUGAUGGAACUAUCGCAAAUGUCCACCCACAUGCGGUCUCCUGGCCUUGGGAAUUCUAUGGCUGCUGGCACCCAGAUUCCCCGAUUUCACAGCCGCCAGUUGCAUAACAUCCCCAAAAACGGAUUACCUAUAAUAUUCCCCCCGUACCAGCCCAGUGACUUCUUCACGGACAUAGACCCGGAAAAUGUCGCCAGGUAUGCGCCAGCCAUCGACAAGAUGAUAAGUUUGUUUCCUCCUCCACUUGCCCCUGCGGUGCCGGUGGAAUUGGAGUCUCACGGGGAAGGAAUCAUGAUACCUUUUAUAUUUCCGCCACCGCCAGUGAUCAAGCCGGACCCGUACAUUGACGACAAUGCGUUCUUUCUCAGGAAACGGAAGCUGUUUACAGACCAGAAAUCCCCAUUGUUGGAGCCAGUUGAAUUAGCACCUUUACCGUUCCCACCCCGAAACUUCAUGCCAUAUCCGUUGGACGCCAGUAAGGCGACAUUGACGCCGCACGAUGUGUUUACCGACUUUUUGGAUGCUUCCACCAUUUUGCCCCGUACAGACAUGGUGGUCGCAAGUGCUGCUGGUACUUUGACUGAUUUCAAGUAUCAAGCAGACAAGGAAGGGUUUUCGAUCCAAGAAUACGACAUCGAUAAAAAGCGGAAGAGUCAGUCAGACGCCUACGACCGGGCGGCUGAGGAAGAAAACAGCUCGUACUAUGACCAAAUCAAUGUUACAGACCAGUACGACAAAAUGUACCGAGGGCUUUACGAUCCAUUUGAACCCAGUGCAUCUCAGCACUUAUCUGCUUCGAUUCAGGCAAACCUUAGUAAUGUCAAGAACAAGCCAGUAGACAAGGAGUACUCGAGUUUGCUCAACUAUAAGGAACGGGUACUCAGUCGACAUCCUGAGGCGAAACGACUUGAGAAGUAUACCAGCUAUCAUAAAAGCGACUUGAAUAAGAAGCGUGAGAGCCUCUUGAUGUCGCUUACAGACAUUGAGAGUCGCCAGGAAUUGCAUAAACAUCAUCUACUCAAGACCAGGAAGAAGCAGUUAAUAACCAAACUCAGAGGCUUGAGAGCCUCAACCGUGUACCUUACCGAUAAUGAGAACCAGCACUUGGUCGAUGAGCAGUUGGCUAAGAUGAAGGAUCGAAUGGCCGAGGACCGGGACUCGGAGUUGGUGAAGUUGAAGUUUGAGUUCAACUACGAGGUGUUACGACAAUUGACCAGUUUUUACCAAGAUUCCGAUAAGAUAUACCGAAAGUUCCAGGGAACAACCUUGAACAAGUUGCUCAAGUUGAUGAACUUCUUUGAGUUCCAGAAAAAGCAGUUUCAAAAGCUCCUUGAGAGCCGUAAAAUGUGGAAUGAGUUGACCGACUUGACUAAUAAGGAAAGCUCCAAGUUGUACAGUGAUAUAAGUGAGAGGAACUAUGGACCUGAGUUGAAGGAGAUUUUGAAACUAAAGUUGGCCAUGGCUGAUAACCGAGGGACUGCCGAGGAUGAAGCCAGGGUGGUGCAGAUGAUUGAAAAUCUCCAUACAAACACUUUCUCCGACAGUAUGGACAAGUUCAGCGAUGUCACCGAUUUCAUGCCAUUGGUGUCAUCCAAAGAGUUUGACUUGAUUACCACCAACUUAAACAAACAGAAGAACGACGUGAAGAUGAACAUGAAUGUCAAGCAUCAGAUUUUUAGGAGUGCCUUAUAUGAGAGUGGAUCCGAUUCCACCUAUGCGUCGUCUUUCAACAAUUCUACUACAAGUGUGCCUGAUACCCCCAAGAGACGUGGAAGAAGAAGUAACCUCGAGGUGGAUGAGGAGAAUCUCAACUCGGAAACGUUCCUUUUAGCCAAGAUCCUGAAGCACUUUGUAGGACCUCAACCGGUGAACCAGGAUCAGAUGAACGAAGAUUUCGAGGUAAUGGGCAUCAAGUCUAAGUGGAAGUAG